Messenger RNA from Artibeus jamaicensis (Jamaican fruit-eating bat), 1713 nucleotides. RefSeq names its product purinergic receptor P2X 4 (gene P2RX4). The coding region runs from base 1 to 1167 and encodes 388 amino acids. NCBI's taxonomy places the organism in Eukaryota, Metazoa, Chordata, Mammalia, Chiroptera, Phyllostomidae. The record is from RefSeq and is a predicted model, not a curated record. The transcript is spliced from 12 exons. Gene Ontology annotation, cellular component: nuclear inner membrane; plasma membrane. Gene Ontology annotation, molecular function: extracellularly ATP-gated monoatomic cation channel activity; ATP binding; purinergic nucleotide receptor activity. Gene Ontology annotation, biological process: response to ATP; monoatomic cation transmembrane transport.
AUGGCGGGCUGCUGCUCGGUGCUGGCGGCCUUCCUCUUCGAGUACGACACGCCGCGCAUCGUGCUCAUCCGCAGCCGCAAAGUAGGGCUCAUGAACCGGACCGUGCAGCUGCUCAUCCUGGCCUACGUCAUCGGGUGGGUGUUUGUGUGGGAAAAGGGCUACCAGGAAGUGGACUCUGUGGUCAGCUCAGUUACUACCAAAGCCAAGGGUGUGACGGUGACCAACACUUCUAAACUUGGAUUCCGGAUCUGGGAUGUGGCCGAUUACGUGAUUCCGGCUCAGGAGGAGAACUCCCUCUUCAUCAUGACCAACAUGAUCAUCACCAUGAACCAGACCCAAAGCUUCUGUCCCGAGCUCCCAGAUAAGACCACUUUGUGCAAGACAGACGCCGACUGCACCACUGGCUCUGCAGGCACCCACAGCAAUGGAGUUGCAACAGGAAGAUGCGUGCCCUUCAACAGGACUGUGAAGACGUGUGAGGUGGCAGCCUGGUGCCCGGUGGAGGAUGACGGACAGGUGCCAAAACCCGCUUUUUUAAAGGCUGCGGAAAACUUCACCCUUUUGGUUAAGAACAACAUCUGGUACCCCAAAUUUAACUUCAGCAAGAGAAAUAUCCUUCCCAACGUCACCACUACCUACCUCAAAUCAUGCAUUUACGACGCUGUAACAGACCCUUUCUGCCCCAUCUUCCGUCUUGGCAAAAUAGUGGAGAGCGCAGGGAAUAGCUUCGAGGACAUGGCCAUUGAGGGCGGCAUCAUGGGCAUUCAGAUCAAAUGGGACUGCAACCUGGACAGGGCCGCUUCCCACUGCUUGCCCAGGUACUCCUUCCGCCGCCUGGACACCCGGGACCUGGACCACAAUGUGUCCCCCGGCUACAAUUUCAGGUUUGCCAAGUACUACAUCGACCCAAAUGGCACCGAGCACCGCACGCUCAUCAAGGCCUAUGGCAUCCGCUUCGACAUCAUCGUGUUUGGAAAGGCUGGGAAGUUUGACAUCAUCCCAACUAUGAUCAACAUCGGCUCCGGCCUGGCCCUUUUAGGGGUGGCCACAGUGCUGUGUGACGUCAUAGUCCUCUACUGCAUGAAGAAGAGAUACUACUACCGGGAGAAGAAAUACAAAUACGUGGAAGAUUAUGAGCAGGGCAUUGACAGCGAGAUGGACCGGUGAUGCCCGCCCCUCACCUGGGCUCCCCACGGCCCUCACUGAGUGGAGAGCACAGAGGAGGGAGAAAAGGCUGCCAUGGCACCCUGAGAAGUCCCAGAUCCUGAAUCCGCCUCUGCUCCACACGCACUUCAGGGUUGCCCCGCUGCUCCCGUGUCAAGUUGUUGGACGUACGUUGUUAACCACCCUGUCCUCGGCCAGGCCGCCUUUGCUGUCCCUUCAACUUGCAGUCCUGCGGGCGGGCUGUGGCCCAAGGACGGUGACUCGGCUGGGGCAGCAGGGCUGGGGCCUUCUCCAGAGCCGGCCUUCCUCAGCCGCCACCCUCUGCGGCGCCCCCGCAAGGCAGGUCCCACAGCUGCUUCCCUGCUCUCUGGGGAGCACAAGGGCACUGGGGGCGGUCACCGACAUGUGGCUUGCCUGGGCUGCUGCUCCUCCUCCCCCACCAGACUUUGUCCAUGCAACCUCAAGGCAGAGCUCACGUGUCUCUUUUGAGAAGAGGUACGUUAAGAUGGAUGAUCCAGGACCACACAUUAAAGCAGAGGAUUUUCCUAA